This is a messenger RNA of Ambispora leptoticha, 501 nucleotides long. Lineage: Eukaryota; Fungi; Glomeromycota; Glomeromycetes; Archaeosporales; Ambisporaceae. The record is from the annotation of a GenBank genome assembly.
AUGCCUAUUCAAUUAAGACAAUUAUUUGCCUCAAUAAUAAUAUACUGUCAACCUGCAAAUCUAAAAGAACUUUGGAAGAAAUAUGUUGACGAUUUAAUUGAAGAUUUUAUAUUCAAAGGAGAUAGCAAAGAUUUAGCAAUUGCAAAAAUAUUGAUGUUUCUUGAAAAUUAUUUAAUACAAAAUGAAUUAAGUCUUUCUAAUUAUUCAAAUGAACUUCCAGAAUUAAAUAAUGAUUUAUUUGAUAAAGAUCAACAAAAUACAUUAAUUGUUAAUAAACAAGAUUAUAAUCAAGAUAAUAUUAAAAAAACAUUAAAUAAUUUUGAUAAAUUAAAUAUUGAUCAAAGAAAUAUAUUUAAUACAGUUAUAGAUGCAAUUAAUGAAGUUUCUAAUAAAAAAUUAAUUUUUGUUGAUGGACCUGGAGGAACUGAAAAAACAUUUUUAUAUAAUAUGAUCUUAGCUUAUGCAAGAUCAACAAGUGGUCUAAAUAGAAUUGCAAUUGCU